AUGACAGGCUCUCCAGCAACUCUCAGACCAGCAGUCCUGUUCAUUUAUGACCUGUCUGUCAGUUUUCUCCUCAAGAAAGAGGACAGCAGGGAUGAGGGCAAUGAGAAGGACAGUGAGGGCCCCUUCCACCUCAAACAACUUAUGGAAUAUGCUGAUGAAGACACUGAUGAAGAAGCACUGAAAGAAGAGAUGAAACAGGAGAGAGGAAAAGAAUAUCAAGGAUUAUACAAGCAGAGGAUACUCUUUUUAUGGAGGGAUGCCCACUGGUGGGCCAUGCUCUUAGGACUAAAGUAUAAAUACACAGUUGACACUGAAAAAUGA
This is a messenger RNA of Guyanagaster necrorhizus, 321 nucleotides long. RefSeq lists its product as uncharacterized. The transcript has a single exon. Bases 1 to 321 code for a protein of 106 amino acids. NCBI's taxonomy places the organism in Eukaryota, Fungi, Basidiomycota, Agaricomycetes, Agaricales, Physalacriaceae. The record is from RefSeq and is a predicted model, not a curated record.